This is a messenger RNA of Opisthorchis viverrini, 6393 nucleotides long. RefSeq lists its product as hypothetical. NCBI's taxonomy places the organism in Eukaryota, Metazoa, Platyhelminthes, Trematoda, Opisthorchiida, Opisthorchiidae. The transcript has 28 exons. Bases 1 to 6393 code for a protein of 2130 amino acids. The record is from RefSeq and is a predicted model, not a curated record.
AUGUUUGCAUCAUUUAGCUUAUACGGAGUUAGCCUAUGGAAAACCGGGGGACGCUUGUGGAGCCGACAGUUCGCUGUUCUUCAUGAAGUCCGGGUCAAGCGAACCUUUAUCCACAGAAAAUUUCAACGAACUUAUACGGAGUUAGCCUAUGGAAAACCGGGGGACGCUUGUGGAGCCGACAGUUCGCUGUUCUUCAUGAAGUCCGGGUCAAGCGAACCUUUAUCCACAGAAAAUUUCAACGAAAGUCAAAACAUGCUGUGCUCUGACUUGAACAAAGCUCCAGAGUUUUAUACCCACAUUCCUCCUCAAGUCCGUCUGUUGCUCAAAGCAAUGCGCGCUAGCGCUGCUUUGAUCCGUGAUGAUGAUGCCGAUGCUGCUGCUGAUGAUCUUGAUGAUGAUGAUGAUGAUGAUGAUGAUGAAGAUGAUGAUGCCGAUGCUGCUGCUGAUGAUCUUGAUGAUGAUGAUGAUGAUGAUGAUGAUGAAGAUGAUGAUGCCGAUGCUGCUGCUGAUGAUCUUGAUGAUGAUGAUGAUGAUGAUGAUGAUGAAGAUGAUGAUGCCGAUGCUGCUGCUGAUGAUCUUGAUGAUGAUGAUGAUGAUGAUGAUGAUGAAGAUGAUGAUGCCGAUGCUGCUGCUGAUGAUCUUGAUGAUGAUGAUGAUGAUGAUGAUGAUGAAGAUGAUGAUGCCGAUGCUGCUGCUGAUGAUCUUGAUGAUGAUGAUGAUGAUGAUGAUGAUGAAGAUGAUGAUGCCGAUGCUGCUGCUGAUGAUCUUGAUGAUGAUGAUGAUGAUGAUGAUGAUGAAGAUGAUGAUGCCGAUGCUGCUGCUGAUGAUACCUGGGAUGAUGAGCAGGACUUUCUUCAUCUCCCGCUGUGUCCUCAGCAAUGCUACGUGACACAGUUCAAGCACGUUUCUUGCCUCAUGCUCCAAAAGGAUGAGAACAACUUGAAAUCACUCCAUUUUCUCAUAUCAACGUUGUACCUACCGUUACUCAUGCAACAGAAAAGCUAUUUGGGUGAAUUGCUACCUCAACACAAACGCGAUUUUAUCAAUGACGUGAAAGACUACUUGCACGCCCUGAACUGUUCUGUGGCCUGCUUGGCGGAGAAGAUAACACUGGCCACUUGUCGGGAAAUAAACCUGGGAAGUGCCCGAGACCAUUCAAGAUGCUUGGAACUAUCCCAGAACCUGAGCACACUUGGUACCGUCGAAGAAUGUGCCAGUCGGUGGAUGCAACAGAUCUCUCUGGAACUUCGAGAAGUCAACUUGGUACGUGAAGAGCUGGACACAGACGGGCCACAUACGGAAAUUCAGUUUUGGAAAUGCAGGAUGACCAGGCUCAAUUCGUUGAUAGACCAGCUGAAGAGGCCAGAUAUUGCAAACGUAUCGAAAAUACUCAAACUGGCUCAGUCCAAGACACUGGAAGCCUGGUCAGAACUUGAGAAACAAAUUCAAGUUGCCUACAAGGAGGCAAAGGAAAACUCCAAAUUCUUACAGUCGGUGAAGAAACAUUGUGAUCCUUUAUAUCGAUGCCAGAUUCCAGAAAUGAAGCUCACCGUGUUGAAUCUCAUCAAAUUACUCCGUCUUAUCUGCUCCUAUUCAACGCACUAUCGAGCGUUCACGAACAUGACAAUACUUUUCACGAAGAUCACCAACCAAAUGGUAAAGGGCUGUGUCGACUACCUCACUGAAAAGGGCACAACGUCAAUAUGGGACCAACCUGUGGAAGUAAUUUUGACACGACUGAACGACUGCAUUGCAUUAAACGAAGCUUAUCACGCCGCGUAUCACAAAAUAUCUAGUGAGAGCACAGAAGGCAUAUCAGACAACAAAUUCCGUUAUUCGGAAAUUCAAAUAUUCGGGGCUUUUGACGAAUUCACUGAACGACUGAAUGCACUGAAGUUCAUCCUCAACACUUUUAAGCACUAUUCAAGCAUUGGAAAAUUGGGGCUUGAACGGAGAGAUGUGCUACUUGAUCAGUUGGAUAAAUUGCGAGGAGAUAUCACAAGGAGAAACUAUGACUGCCUAUCGAUCGAUAACACUCGGUUUGCUCGGGACAUGGCUAAUUUCACAGAAGGCGUCAGAAACUUGGAGCAAAACAUUGAACUGGCAUUGACGGAGCUUUUGCAACACGGGGGCUCUGUCUACCUGAGCAUGUUGCGGAUGCUACAGAUGGACUCCACUGAACUCACGUUUCCAGGACAAUUCCAACGAUACAAACGCCUUUUUGCGGCUUUUCGAAACGAGAUGGAGAAUAUUGCUGCCACUUACACGCGCCAAUGCGAGGAUCCGCCGCUGGACCGAGAUAUGCCUCCUUUCGCAGGUACUUUAAACAAUGCUUUUCGUUCAUUUAAUACUGAACAGAAGUCUAUCAAUAUGGUACUCAAUCAUUAUAUCAGCGUCGCCGUUAACGAAAGCCCGAUCCAUGAUAGCCGCGAGGUAGAGGUUGAAGAGAGCGGGGUCAAGAACAAACCUCUGUUCUACGCCAGUCGGAUCGGAUGGGCACGCAUGUUGUACCUACGUCUGUCACAACCGAUGUCACUGUUCUGGAACAAUGUGCCCGCGCUACGAGAUACAAGAGACGGUAUGAAAGCAGUGGGACGCUACAAUCGGUUGGGUGAGGCACUGGUGGCCUACGAAGUUUUGAUCUACCGAAACUGGAAAAGUCAAAUAAAACACCUGAUUCAAGGUACUGAAGCUCCCUUAUUGGUGAUAGUCAAAGAAGAUAAUAACGUCAGUGAGCUGAUCAACUAUGAUGUGAACCUUCGAGCUUUGUUCCGUGAAAUCGUUUGCAUGGACCGGUUCAGUUGUCCAAUUCCUGAUCUGGCUCGGGCAAUGCACUUUCGUUCCCACUUCCUAAAAACCCGAAGGAACAAAUUACAAUACAUGUUAUCACGUGUCAAUUCCAUGUUCAAGCGAAUAACUCCGGAGUUGGAAAAACUGCUAACUGUACGGUUGUACAAAUUUUAUCGUCUCUACUACCGUGGCUUCUAUGAACACGAUUGGUACAGUGCCCUGGCUGAUCAAUGGAUGCAGGAAGUGGAAUCAGAAGUGGACAGCUUGGAAAACCUGUUGACCCGCGCGCAGGAUAUACUAGACAACCAAAUUUUGGCGGUCAUUAACAAAAUCGCAGAAUAUGCCCUAAUCGAACUACCCAAUCCGCCGGACACACAGGACGCCGAUCAGGCCUCCGUGUUGAAUGAGGACGUACUGUUCAAUUCAAACUUUCUUGAACUGCCUUUUGGAGUGCGUGAUCGAACCGGUGGCAUUCAAAGAAGUCCAUGGCCCAGUACUGCCUGGGACGUGUACGAUCUGGUUCGUACGGUUCAUCGACAGACAAGUCAGGGGGCUCAGGCAUUGCAGACUAUGUCUCAAAGUGUUCAAAAUGCUGCUACACGCUAUGUGAAUAUGUUGACCGAAGACUUUCAUGACUACCUACAGCGUUUUGACCAAAAUAUGAGAUCGGAAAAUGAGUUCGACGAGGAUGACGUGGACAAUCAAAUGACAUCUGCAAAUACACGUCGUCGGCUGCUGAGAUUGCCUUUCACAAAUGUGUUAGGCGCAGCCGAAGAAGCCAGAAGAAAAAAACUGUUGGGGAAGAUCCUGACAGCCAUUAACGAACAGAUGCACGUUUUUGGUCAGCGAACUCUGGAUGCUAUUAUCAAGGCGGUUAGAUCAUCUCUGGAAGAAGUAUGGCGAUAUUUUGGCAUGAAAGAGGCUGGUAACCUAUUGAAAGACGUUCCUCUAGGUCGGAGGGUGAACGCAGGUUCUAUCAAACCUCAUCCAAUCGUCCAAUGCGAUGUCUUGUUGAUUGGGGAUCGGAUUGUUCUUCGACCACCACUAGAGGAAAUCCAGACUGCCUUGCGAGCCCUAAACGGAUGUCUAAUAACAUGUACCAAAUUUAUUGGUAAAUGGAUGGACUCAAAACAGUUGCCUGGAUAUCGGUUGACUCCAGAUCUCCGAAGCUUGGUGGCGCGUAUGCCAAGAAUAAACUCGACGUCACGUGCCAAGACGGAGACACUUGGAAUGUCCGAACCCAAAAAGGAGGUUUCUCUAUACGACAGAAGUUCCCUCAUUUUGAUGCAGUCCGCAGCUUCGUUUUUGGAUUCGAAAUCUCGAUCUCGGGAAGACGAAAAAAUAAUAAUAAAUGAUGAUACAAAAAUAAUUACAAUGCCUGCCCGUUCGCGCGCACCACGAGGUCAGCGUUCUCACUCUCCAGGCUCAGCGGGACAAGUGAAGGAAUUGCGUACCGUCACCCAACCACUGGAGAUAUUCGGACUGCUAUGGAAGAUAAGCCCUGCCGCACAUCUGGAUCGAUUUCUAAAUGACUUCGAAAAACCAACAUCAGCCGAGUUUGAAGUCAAAUUCCAAGAACUGCAAGAAUUGGGAUCCAAACUGGACAGACUAUUCUGCUUGUAUAUUGUCGGUCCGUUGGAAGUUCACACGGAAAAUUUCCGUCUUAGUGUACAGAAGCUACUGACGGAGCAUAAAAACAUAUUCGUACAGAAGUUUGUCGAACUGUUUAUUGCACCAAUUCAGCCGGUUGUAAGUCUCCUAGAUGAAUUUGACCGCACAAUUUCUCGGAACAUCACCAACUUCGACGACAUAUUUUGCGCGGUGGAGGCACUGAAGAAAUUCCGGAGUCAGGAGAUCUCCAUGGACAUGACUUUGCUCAAGGCUGAGAUAUUCGUACAGAAGUUUGUCGAACUGUUUAUUGCACCAAUUCAGCCGGUUGUAAGUCUCCUAGAUGAAUUUGACCGCACAAUUUCUCGGAACAUCACCAACUUCGACGACAUAUUUUGCGCGGUGGAGGCACUGAAGAAAUUCCGGAGUCAGGAGAUCUCCAUGGACAUGACUUUGCUCAAGGCUGAGGAAGCACAAGCUAUGCUCAACAAAUACUCACUGGGUCUGUCUCAUGACCAGGCUGAUCGUAUUGAGGCGGCUCGAUGGGCAUUGACAAGACUGACGGACCGGAUGUCGUCCACGGUCGACCAUAUCCUUGAAAUUAUGCCUGCUCGACAAAAAUAUCUGGCCGAAUUGAGUGCGGAAGUGCGGCAGUUGGUCAAGCAAUUUCUCAUUGACUUUCAGCAACGUGGACCUCUAUGCCCUGAUCUGACGCAGUAUGAAGCUGUGGAUAGGCAGCUUAUUUUUAGAAAUGCGUAUGAACAACUUAUGAAGAAGGCGGAGAGCUGUGCACGUGGUGAGCGUCUUGUUGGAUUGACUCCAAUCUCGCUGAUCGGUAUGCGCCAUGUUGGGCACCAGCUGGACUUGCUGCAACAUCUCUACGGGUUAUGCAGCGAGGUUAACCGGAAACUGGAAGCAUGCUUCCUCACUCCUUGGAAGGAUGCAGACUUGCCUCAGCUGCAUGAGGCACUCUUCGAUUUUUUGACAAGGUGUCAAUACUUACCCAAAGCCCUUAAACAUUGGCCAACCUACCUUGAAUUAUCAGUCAAACUGAACGAUUACGUUGGAAAAAUGUCGUUAUUGAAUAUGUUUCGCUCAUCAGCUAUGAAAUCUCGUCACUGGCAACAAAUUGGAUCGUUAGUUGGAAUAGAAAACUUGGAUCCAGAUGUGAACGACGUAACUCUUGGUACGAUGCUGCAUUUACCGAUUGCAUCGAAUGACGCCGGCCUGAGGGAACAGGUUGAAGAGAUAUGCAUUGGAGCUACCCGAGAGAAAGAUAUAGAAACGAGGUUGAACGCAGUGAUCCUGGAAUGGUCACAAAAGGAUUUGGAAUUGGUGCCAUUUAAGAAUCGUGGGAACAUUCUGUUGAAUAGCGACAGAAUGCAAGAACUCAUUCAACAACUUGAAGAGUCCAUGCAAGUAUUGGCAGCCCUUUCGAACAACCUAUACAAUGUGCCUUUUCGUGGAAAUAUCCAACAAUGGGUCUAUCUGCUCAGCACGACUUGUGAAACCUUGGAACUCUGGUUGCAAGUUCAAAGUCUGUGGGUUUAUCUUGAGGCUGUUUUUAUUGGGAGCGACGUAGCGCAGCAGUUGCCACAGGCCGCCAAAAAGUUCUACGUCGUUGACCGGAAUUGGGUUCGCUUGAUGGAACGUGCUCUGGAUGCACAAAACGUCGUCACAUACUGUACCGCCGAUUCAUCGUUGCAAGAUCUGCUACCCAGACUACGUGAUCAACUGGAGUCUUGUCAGCAUUCUCUCUCCAAAUACUUGGAAAGUAAACGGAUGUUGUUUCCUCGGUUUUUCUUUGUGUCUGAUUCAGUUCUGCUUGAGAUUCUUGGACAAGCCUCGGACCCAGGAGCUGUGCAGAAACACUUGAUGGCUGUGUUGGACAACACAAAGUCUCUCACUUUCACUCAGAACAAGCAGUGCCAUAUGAUUUUGAAAGUGCAUUCUGCUGAAGGUCAAGAACUGGAGGUUAGCUUUGUCAAAAGAUGA